ACCCCAUCCACACCGCACGCCCAGCAUGGCCUCGCUGCUCGACACGGACCUGUACAAGCUGACGAUGCAGGCGGCCGUGCUGCGUCACUUUCCCGACGCACACGUCGCCUACCGCUUCACCGACCGCGGCGCACUGCGCUUCCCGCCCGCGGCGCGCCAGGCGCUGCAGGCGGCCAUCGCGCGCCUGGCGCAGCUGGCACUCAGCGACGCCGAGGCGCAGUGGCUGCGGCAGCAGUGCCCCUUUCUGCCCGCCAGCUACGUCGACUUUCUGCGCUCGUUCCGCUUCCGGCCCGCCGAGCAGGUGCGCCUCGACACCGACGCCGAGGGCAAGCUCAGCGUGCAGGUCAUGGGCCUCUGGCGCGAGGUCAUCCUGUACGAGGUGCCGCUCAUGGCCGCCAUCUGCGAGGUGUACUACACGCAUGUGGACACGCAGUGGGACAUGCGCGGACAACGAGCACGGGCGGAGCAGAAGGCUCGCACGCUGGCAGAAGCGGGCAUUCGCUUCUCAGAGUUUGGCACUCGCCGUCGCCGCUCCUACGCAACGCACGUCGCCGUGCUCGAGGGCCUGAUCCGCGGCGCAGCCGCAGGGCCAGGCGCGCUGAUGGGCACCUCCAAUGUCCACCUCGCACGGCUCUACAACCUUGUGCCCAUCGGCACCGUCGCACACGAGUGGCCGAUGGCCGUCGCUGCGCUGCGCGGCUACGACGGCGCAAACGUGACGGCGCUGCGCCUGUGGGAGCAGCUGUUCGCGCCGCCAGCCUUUGAGGCACAGUCGCCGGCGCACGACCUGCGUAUCGCCCUCACGGACACGUUCAGCUCCGAGGUCUUCUUCCGCGACCUGAUGGGCAGCGAGGAGGGCAAGCAGAUCGCACGCAGCUGGCGUGGGUUGCGCCAGGACUCCGGCGACCCGGCGCACUUUGUGCGGCGCGCAAAAGAGGUGUACAAUGCGCUGGGCGUCGACUCACGGCAGAAGUUCGUCGUCUUCUCCGACGGCUUGAACGUCGCGCGCUGCCUCGAGCUGCAGAAGGUGGCGCAGGAUGUUGACAUCGGCGCGAGCUUCGGCAUCGGCACGUCGCUUACAAACGACUUCGCCGCUGUCUCCUCGCCAUCGCCCGAGGCUGACGUGGACUCGCUGGCGGGCCAAGACGACUCGGCCCCGCGGUCAAAGGCGCUCAACAUCGUGCUCAAGCUGCACUCCAUCGAGGGCCGCGCGUGCGUCAAGAUCUCCGACGAGCUGUCGAAGAACUCGGGCGACCCGAGCGAGGUCGCAGCGGUGAAGCGGCGCUUCGGCAUUGACGUGGCUGCCGAUGCGACCGAGGACGCCUAGUGGGGCAGCCGGAGAUGUGACAGAUGCGAUUGCUGCG
This is a messenger RNA of Tilletiopsis washingtonensis, 1364 nucleotides long. RefSeq names its product nicotinate phosphoribosyltransferase. Gene Ontology annotation, molecular function: nicotinate phosphoribosyltransferase activity. Gene Ontology annotation, biological process: NAD+ biosynthetic process. The transcript is spliced from 7 exons. Bases 26 to 1327 code for a protein of 433 amino acids. NCBI's taxonomy places the organism in Eukaryota, Fungi, Basidiomycota, Exobasidiomycetes, Entylomatales. The record is from RefSeq and is a predicted model, not a curated record.